Molecule: messenger RNA, 691 nt
Organism: Scylla paramamosain (green mud crab)
Lineage: Eukaryota; Metazoa; Arthropoda; Malacostraca; Decapoda; Portunidae
Exons: 4
Coding region: 1-513 (170 amino acids)
Source: RefSeq, a predicted model, not a curated record
AUGAAGAUGGGGAUGCCAAGUGGGGACCCGAGUGGCAGCGAGAAGAGGGAGGGGAAAGGUGAGGGUGAAGACACAGAUAACUCCAAGAAUAGCAGCUCCUCUAUGAUGCUGGGACUGCUUGAUGAGUUCACCAAGAUUUAUUCCGACCGUCUACAGCGGGUCGAGGACACAGCCAUGAAGAAAGAAGGCAAGGAGUAUCUGGAGAACAAGGUGUCGGUGCUGGAGUCUUGGGUGCGUGACCUCGGGGAGCAGAACGCAGUGCUGGUGGCCACGGUGGAGGAGCUGGAGAGGGAGGCUGCCGAAAGAGUGGCUCUGCUGGAGGACCGGCUUACCAAGAUGGCCGCUACCACACGUCAGUCCUGCGUCUCUCUAAGGGACCAUCAAAUACAGGUGUCCUCUCUGGUGAGUGACAAGAUCAGCCUGGAGAAGGAGACCAAGGAGCUGGACGACAAAAUUCACGCCCUGCAGAGGAAGAAACUCGCGCCUCUUGGAAGAAAACGGUGGACUGCAUAGCGACAUCAACAGUCUGAUACAGGUGAUAACUCAUGCCAGAGGAACAGGACAGUGGGAGACAGAUGACCUGACCCUCUCAUUCAUAACUCCAGAACAGCUAUUUGGUCCUGUCCUUUUCCCACUUCCAGGUGAGUUUGUGCCACUUGGACACUAUGGUGGUAAGGACAUGAUGAAGCAU